UUCAUCCAUUCUCGUCCUCCUUCCAUCUCCGCUUUCGGUCUUUCCAUCGUGACGUAAAGCGCACGAUUCUUCCACGAGCAAGAAUUUCAUUCACGAUUGAUUGUACAGGUUAUAUUUAAAACUGAUUAAGAGAAAAUGAUAGAUUCAAUAUUAACGGAGGAGGAAUUAAUGCAGAAACACAAGAAAGAGCGAAAGGAGUUGCAAGCACAGAUACAAACUUUAAAAAAGUCCAUUUGCAAAGGUGACAAAAAGAAGAAGAAAGAGAUUGCAGAAGAGAUAGGGCGUUUAGAAGAAAGCUUAGAAAAACAGCACACAGAGGAAUUGAAUGCAUGGAGAUUGGCACAUGUUACUCUGAAUGAUCAGCAGACAGAGUCUGCACAAGUGAGCAAAGAAGUCGAUAAGGAUAAUAGUAGCUUGGAACAAUCAACACACAGAAUUUCCAAAGCACAAAAGAGGAGAGAAAAAAAAGCAAUUGCAGAGAAGGAACGCAAUCAGAGAAUCAUUGAGCAAGAGACACUUAACAUCUUUGGCAAAAGAAACAUUGAAACGGAGGCCAUAAAAGAAAUUCUUUCCAAACAGAACUUGAUGAUCUAUGAAAUCCCUAGUGAUGGCCACUGUUUAUAUAAUGCAGUGGUACAUCAACUUAAAAUAAAUGGGGAAACACCUCUGAGCUUAGAUGAUCUCAGAACAAAAACUGCAGAUUAUUUGAAAGAAAACAUGAACGAUUUUCUACCAUUUCUUUCUAAUCCAGAUUCUGAGGAUUUAUUGACGCCCGAGGAAUAUGAAAAAUAUUGCAAUGAUGUGGCUGAAACAAGCGCUUGGGGUGGUGCUGUUGAGUUGCAAGUAUUGUCGCGUAUAUUGAAAUGCCCAAUUGAAGUCAUACAAGCUACAGGAGCUCCUUAUAUCAUCGGAGAUGAAUACAGCAAUGAUAAGAAGGUAACAUUGACUUAUCAUCGUCAUAUGUACGAGUUAGGCGCUCAUUAUAAUUCCGUUACAAAAUGCGUUCAGGACGAGGAGAGCUGAUGAAAGUUUCUUCUAGAUUUAUAUAUUUGUCUUACAACUGUCUUCAAGUUAUUAUCAAAUGAUUGGAUUACACAUAUCUCGAUUUAUGAGUAUGUGCUUCAUUAGUUACUAAAUUAAUUUGUCCUGUAGGGAAAAUAACUAUACAUUUUUAGACAUUAUAAAAAUAUUUUUAAGGAUAUAUGAAAUACUAAAAAUAUGCUGCCAGCAGAGAGAACAUUCAAUCUUCCGAUGAGAAUCAUAUUUUUACAAUUAUUACGCGAGUGAUUAUUAGCUAUUAAUGUUUAUAAAAGAAAUUCCUCAAAUGUGUAUUGUGACUAUUAAAAGAUUAAAUGUAAAAUAUAUCACAAAUUUUACCAUAAAACAAAAACUGGAAAGUUAUAUUUUAGACUAAAUCUGUGCUGAAAAUACAUUAUUGUUCAAAAUAACGGAUUCAAUCUUAAUAGUCACACAUUUUAGGAAUUUUUUUCUAUAGUUAUUAGUUAAAUGCAAGAUACAUAUCAAUGAAUCAUCAAAACGUAUCUUCUUGAUCAUUUUAAUCCAAUUUGAAAUUUUGAUCUGCACAUUUAAACUAAAUAUGAUUGCCAAGUUCUAUUGAAAUAUAAAUAGUAGAUUAUCUGUAAAUUCCAAAAACAUAAAUUUUUAUACUUAUUCCUAAAGCUUUAUAUGGCAAAUAUACAUUUCUUGUGUUUAUUGAAACUUAGAAUUCUCAGAAAUCCAAAUGUAAUACUUUUAUAUAUAUUAAAAUCAUAUAUAUUCACAUUCAAUACUAAUAAAUAGUUGCAUGUGCCUCAUAUUAAUCUCACAUGUGAUUCUUAUAUUAGAUAAGUAAACUUUAACAGUUAUAUUUGGUAUUAAAUGUGCUAUGAAAAUUGGACAAUGAACUUUAGGAUUGUUUAGAUUUGACUGACUUAUUAUAACUAAAAUAUUUCAAAACUUUGAUGUUGUGCAAAGCUGAUUUAAAGUUCCUGUGUUAUUAGAGAUUAACUUUAUAUAGAAUAUUUAUAUAUUUUUCAAACAUGGAUAUCAGACAAUAUAAAAAUAUGCUGCCAGCAGAUAUUAUGUAAGUACUUAUUAAGAUUCUUCGAUGUUCUUCAGUUUUUUUUUUCCAAAAAGAUUGAUGAAGUAUGUGUCGUUCCUUUUCUUUAUCGCGCAUACUAUUCGUGUUCAUUAGUAGCUGUUGCGAAACGGCUAUCAAACCUGCGCCUAUAGAGAACUUCCAGAAUUGCGUUCCAAAACUUGACUCAAAACUGUGACGAACAGAUUGGAUACAAAAAAGAAUAAAAGUACUCUAAUUUAUUUUGGCUCAUAAAAGUUAAAUCUUUGAUCCCAAACUUUUUGGAAUAAAUAGGCUUCUAUAGAUUGAUAAAUUGAAAUUUCUACAACUUUAAAACACAUAGUCCCAUAUAAGAGUAUUAGAAUGUUUCUUAAUUAGAGAAAUCUUCCUUUGUUUCUUCUACAAAUAAAUUUUUUAGUUAACUCCUUAGAGAUUUCCAAAGAUGUAUUAUAUA
Camponotus floridanus (Florida carpenter ant) is the source of this 2531-nucleotide messenger RNA. RefSeq names its product deubiquitinase OTUD6B. NCBI's taxonomy places the organism in Eukaryota, Metazoa, Arthropoda, Insecta, Hymenoptera, Formicidae. Gene Ontology annotation, biological process: protein deubiquitination. The transcript has 4 exons. The coding region runs from base 136 to 1023 and encodes 295 amino acids. Gene Ontology annotation, molecular function: cysteine-type deubiquitinase activity. The record is from RefSeq and is a predicted model, not a curated record.